AUGCUCCCCAGCGCCCUGGCGGCCCACGCCGGCGCGUACUGGGACGUGGUGGCCUCGUCCGCGCUCCUCAACUUCCCCGCGGCGCCCGGCUUUGGCAACCUGGGCAAGAGUUUCCUGAUCGAGAACUUGCUGCGGGCUGGGGGCGCCCCGCCGCCAGGGCUGCAGCCGCCCCCGCCCCACGGCCCGGCAGCCGCUCUGGCCUCGGCCGCCGCCACCGCCACCGCAGGCGCGCAGGUCCGGCCCCUGCCCGCCAGCCCCGUUCCCCUGAAGCUGUGCCCAGCCGGCGAGCAAGUCAGCCCCGGCGGGGCGCCCUAUGGCACGCGGUGGGCUUUUCAAGUGCUCAGCCCCUCGGCGGACGGCGCAAGGCUGCCAGGCCGGGCUCCGGGGGACCGGGACUGUACCUUCCAUCCUUCAGCCCCAGCGCCUUCCAAACCUUUUUUCCUGACUGCCCCGCCAUUCUACUCCGCGUGCUGCGGUGGGUCCUGUCGGCGCCCUGUAUCCCCCACUGCUUUUCCAAGAGAGGAGAGUGUGCUGCCUCUCCUCACACAGGACUCUAAUUCCAAAGCUCGAAGGGGUAUUCUGAGAAGAGCUGUCUUUUCUGAGGACCAGAGAAAGGCUCUGGAGAAAAUGUUUCAGAAGCAGAAAUAUAUCAGCAAAAUAGACCGAAAGAAACUUGCCAUCAACUUGGGACUAAAGGAGUCACAGGUGAAAAUUUGGUUUCAGAACAGAAGGAUGAAAUGGCGGAAUUCCAAAGAGAAGGAAGUGCUUUCCGGCAGGUGCAUCCAGGCAGUGGGCCUUCCAGAGGAGCCCCUGGCGCGGUCCGCGCUGGGUUUCCCUUCUCCGUGCUCUUCUCUCUGGGACGUCGCCCAGCAGCACACGAGCCCAGGAUGGAGGGAGGCUUCGCCAGAGCCCCCAGAAAGACUGACGCCGGGGAGAUCGGGGGCACAGCCCCCAGAAGCGGAGUCACUGCAAGGUGCCUUGUACUUGUGUUCCGAAGAAGCAGCUGGCGACAAGGGAGGACUCACCGGGCCGUCUGAGGGGAAGCAUUCCUCCGUGUUAAUUUAA
Messenger RNA from Molossus molossus (Pallas's mastiff bat), 1065 nucleotides. RefSeq names its product developing brain homeobox 2 (gene DBX2). The transcript is spliced from 4 exons. Gene Ontology annotation, molecular function: DNA-binding transcription factor activity, RNA polymerase II-specific; DNA binding. The coding region runs from base 1 to 1065 and encodes 354 amino acids. Gene Ontology annotation, biological process: regulation of transcription by RNA polymerase II. Lineage: Eukaryota; Metazoa; Chordata; Mammalia; Chiroptera; Molossidae. The record is from RefSeq and is a predicted model, not a curated record.